GCGCGGCUAGAAAGGACAAGCGUCGUGUGGAUACAUUUUGGAAAGAGAUGGCGGGUAAAAAUGGAAAAAAUAAGGAGCCUAGUGCUCUUGCCAAAUUUUACCUACUUGGUUACAACUUGGGCCAGGUUAUUGGAUGGACAUACUUGUUAUACCAAAUUCAAGGGUAUUAUCUUGGCUUGGCAGGAGAUGAAACUCUAUGGAACACUGUGCGAAUGACAGUUAUUAUUUUUCAAAAUGCCGCUGUUUUAGAGAUCAUUAACGCAGUGACUGGCCUUGUUCCAUCAAAUCCAGUCAUCACAAUAUUUCAAGUUCUUAGUCGCGUUAUGGUAGUUUGUGGUGUAAUAUUGGCUACACCUCUUGAAUAUGCAGCUGCAUCGCCUGGCCUUCCCCUAGCUCUUAUUGCUUGGGCCAUCACUGAAAUUAUAAGAUAUUUGUACUACUUCCUGAAUCUCCUUGGACAUGUUCCUUACCCCAUUGUAUGGCUCAGGUACACAAUGUUCAUUGUCCUGUAUCCAAUUGGAAUUACUGGUGAAUUGCUCUGUUUAUAUGCAGCCCAAACAUACGCUCAUAUCAGUUCAGAUGCAUGGAGCUAUAUAUUGCCCAAUGCUUGGAAUUUCACAUUCAACUACCGUUACUUCCUUAUCUUUGUCAUGCUUCUCUACAUUCCACUUUUCCCACAUCUGUACCUGCAUAUGUUUGCUCAAAGACGUAAAAUCCUGGGAACUCCUAUGCAAACGUCAUCUAAAAAAAUACACUGAACAAUCAUAUCAUCUAUACGUUAUUAUGAACUCUUCCAUAGUGAUCUAGUUCUUCUCUUUUUUUAUACAAACGUUUUGUAAUUACUGGUAAUAUGUAUUUGGAGGUCUAAGGAAAU
Messenger RNA from Neodiprion virginianus, 874 nucleotides. RefSeq names its product very-long-chain (3R)-3-hydroxyacyl-CoA dehydratase 2 (gene Hacd1). Gene Ontology annotation, biological process: sphingolipid biosynthetic process; fatty acid elongation; very long-chain fatty acid biosynthetic process. Gene Ontology annotation, cellular component: endoplasmic reticulum membrane. The record is from RefSeq and is a predicted model, not a curated record. Gene Ontology annotation, molecular function: 3-hydroxyacyl-CoA dehydratase activity. Bases 48 to 758 code for a protein of 236 amino acids. Lineage: Eukaryota; Metazoa; Arthropoda; Insecta; Hymenoptera; Diprionidae. The transcript has 5 exons.